Prunus mume (Japanese apricot) is the source of this 896-nucleotide messenger RNA. RefSeq names its product homeobox protein. The record is from RefSeq and is a predicted model, not a curated record. Lineage: Eukaryota; Viridiplantae; Streptophyta; Magnoliopsida; Rosales; Rosaceae.
UUGAAAAGCGAAGUGAAAUCUAAUCCAUUUUGAAAAAAGCACACGGCGCACCGCUCCUUGAAAAAGAUGCCAUACCAAAGCUCUUAAAAGCAGUAUGUUAACUCAUGACCCAUUCUUAUCAUUUCCUGCUCUGCUCUCACGUCUCACCCCCAGUUCUCCCAACUCCUAACUUAUAUAGUUUUUUGCACCAUUGCAGCCCAAAAAGAAGAGGCAGAAAAAUGAUAAAAGCUGUGAAGAAGCUCAAGUUUUGGUCAAGAAAGAAGAGAAAAAAGAAAACUCACCACCACCAACCCUAUUAUCCUCCUCCACCACCAACACGACCUGCACCGCUGCCACCCGGACCCAGGCAUCAUUGCUGCUCAUGCUCAUCGUCCACCUACUCAACUCAGCCCUCAGCUCCACCCUUACCUCCAUGGCUGGAUGCGGAGUACACCCAUGAGGCUCUUUUUGCACCUCUAGUCCAACCUGCCCCAGAAUUUGGCUACCAAGCAGAUCCAAGACAACAAGAACCUACUAUGAAAACCAAUGCAGGCAGUGGCACCACCAGCAUCUAUCCAACCUCAUCAUCUUAUCAGCAAUACAUGGUUCCAGAUCCUGUGUAUGGAGUACCAGUUGCACAAACAACAAGAGCCACAACAACGGAGAGAUCCGCUGCUGCCGGGGUCUUCGGUUGUGUUGUUGACUUUGGCAUCCGUUUCUUUCGUUGUUUCUGUCCCUGCUUUCACAUUCGAGAAGUAGUCCUCCAGUAAUAUGAUAUAUCAGUUGCAUUGUAUGAGACAUAUAGGCGUUUCUCAGUGGAAUUUAAUGUUAAUUUCUGGUACAGAUUGAUUAUAAUAAAAAUAUAUAUAUUCCGAUGUGUUUAGUUUCUAGUACAGAUUGAGGAAUAAUCCCCUGUU